AUGUCGCAGCAAUUAAACACAGGAGAAUAUAUCGUAGACGGCGAGAGCAGCGAAAAAUGUAGACCACCUAUGACGGAAAUCAAGAACGAGCAAGACGAGGCGAUACGGAAGGAGAUAAAACAGAAGGAAAAAUCGGGGAACAGGGUGCCGGUAGAGCAAUUCCUUAAUCCGGCUGGAAUAGAAAGGAACGUAACGAAGAAAUCAGCGGCGACGACAUCGACGAAAGCUAAAUUCGGGAAACAGGAAGGAUCCUCCAGCAACCAACGACUGGGAUCAAGGUUAAACGAACCGGUGGAGGGAAACGAAGACAAGUUUUUAGACGCUGACACGAAUAACGAGAUGAUGCUAAAUCCGGCAAAGUAUAUUCUCAAAGUGGAUACAAAUUCGGAUCCCGGGGCAAUCGACGACUUCUGCGAUGAUAUCCAAUAUCUGGAUGAAAAAAAAGAAAUAGCGCCUGACAACGUGGAACCACUGUACGAAGAGUUAAAAAAAAUAUACGACUGGAACGAGGACGAGACAAAAGUAAAACCUCGAAUAAAGGGAGAUCAGAGGACGUAUCAGGAAUCUUACGACAAAGUAGAUCCCAUCGAUAGAGUAGCGGGCGAACCGUUUAAAGAUCAAGUCGAGCCUCCCAUUUCCAAUAAAUUAUUGGCCCGACUUACUUUCUUUCGCUCUAUAAACCUUGAAUCACAGGUGAGCGGAGUGAGAAACGGCGGGGCCAAAGGGAAAGAUGCCGUGAGCUGGUCAUUAACGGGCCAGAAGCAAUAUAUUGACACAGAUUCGCGUUCUCCUUACGAGAACCGUAAAUAUCUGGAAUCACAGGUUCCACGUGGAUGGGAACACGUCCAAAAUAUAGAUCGCGUGAAACAGACGAUCGUUAGCUCUAAGGACCUGCAUGAAUCUUUUGUCGAGCCCCUGGAAUGGAUCGACGAUUUCGACAAAGACAUAAGGGUCAGACUCAGCAGAAGCUUGAAAACCGUCGAUUCGAACACGCUUGCAUAUAUUGAAUCUAGUACAACGAAAUAUGAAAAGAGUCCGGUUAAUGGUUUCAUCGAUAGGGCUCCGAUUGAAAAUGGAACGACGUUAAAGACUGAAGAUUCCACCAAGGUUGCCCUCGUUAGCCAUCCGCCUUUAGAUAUUCAACAAUUAUUUCAAGAUGAUAGAAGAACGAAAAGGGAAGUUGGGACUCUUUAUGAUACGUAUGACGAUGACGAGGAUCGACGUAAUCGCGAUUCCGAGAGAGUGGACGACUAUGAUCUGUAUUCGAGCGACAAAGAAAAGACGAGCGACAAUUUUCAGCUAUUAAACGCGUACGAUGACACAGAUGAUGAGAAUCAGGAGCUAUUUAACUCGAAGGAUGUCGAAGAGUAUGACUAUCUGGACGAUGACGAGGACGAUUACGGAGGCAUUGUUAGAAACGCAGAUUCAAAAAGAAAAGAACAUGCCGUUAAGAAGAAGAGUUAUGGGAAAGCGUUAAAAAAAAGGAAAAAGGAAGAUCAUGCCGCUAAGUCGAAUAAGAAUCGCAGAGAACGAAGACAUCGCAAGAACAAAAAGAUGACAACAAGAAAACGUGGUAAAAAACAUAAAAAAGGUACGUCAAAGAAUGGAAACCGUCAUACUAACAUUAAAAAGAGCAAAGUUACACAGGACGAAGAGAAAGCUCAUAACGAAGGAGAGGAACAUCACGAUAGAAUUAAAGAAGAAGAUGUAAGUAAUCGAGUGAGAUUUUUUAAAAAAUACGAACGAUAUAACAAGACAACGAUGAAUUUGGACAACGAUAUCCAGAGGAAAAAAUUCUCCACGCUUUUGGUAGCUGAUAACGUGGAAGACGAAUCUCAAAUGGAUUCGGCUCUUCACGGUGAACUCGCUGCAAAGAUCGUGGAACAAAUUUUCGACCAGGUAUUCAAUAUUUUCUAUUACAAUAGACACGCGCAGUCUACUUAUUAUAUUUCCAUGAAAUCGUCAGAUACAAAAGAACGAGGACCUGAAGGUAUCGUUAGGUCCAGGUCUUUAUCAUAAACACAAAACUAGAGACACCAUGGCAGCUGACAAAUCGUAUCGUCAGACCAACGAUGACGACGAGGUAGAUUCCUAAUAUUCUUGUAAUAAUUCCCUUUAACACCUUGCAAACGCUUUAUGCGUUUUACUCUGACAG
Messenger RNA from Bombus huntii, 2155 nucleotides. RefSeq lists its product as uncharacterized. Lineage: Eukaryota; Metazoa; Arthropoda; Insecta; Hymenoptera; Apidae. The coding region runs from base 1 to 2019 and encodes 672 amino acids. The transcript is spliced from 6 exons. The record is from RefSeq and is a predicted model, not a curated record.